This is a messenger RNA of Musa acuminata subsp. malaccensis (wild Malaysian banana), 942 nucleotides long. RefSeq names its product probable NAD(P)H dehydrogenase (quinone) FQR1-like 1. Gene Ontology annotation, molecular function: NAD(P)H dehydrogenase (quinone) activity; FMN binding. Gene Ontology annotation, cellular component: membrane. The record is from RefSeq and is a predicted model, not a curated record. NCBI's taxonomy places the organism in Eukaryota, Viridiplantae, Streptophyta, Magnoliopsida, Zingiberales, Musaceae.
CCGUUAUUUGCCCCUUUUCCCCCUCCCAGAAGGGGCGCUGUUUUUCCCUCACCUUCUUCUACCCUUUCUCACAUAUUCGGAGUCCCUCGGUCGAGCUCCCACAACUCCAUUGAUGGCCACCAAAGUCUUUAUCGUAUACUACUCUAUGUAUGGCCAUGUUGAGAGGUUAGCUGAAGAGAUAAAAAAAGGUGCCUCAUCUAUUGAAGGAGUGGAAGCUAAAAUGUGGCAGGUACCUGAAAUCCUCCCUGAUGAAGUUCUUGUGAAAAUGAGUGCACCUCCUAAAAGCGAAGUACCAAUUAUCACAGCAAACCAACUUGCUGAGGCAGAUGGUGUUCUAUUUGGAUUUCCAACUAGAUUUGGUAUGAUGGCUGCACAAUUCAAAGCAUUUCUUGAUGCAACUGGAGGUCUUUGGAGAUCUCAACAGCUUGCAGGCAAGCCUGCAGGAAUCUUCUAUAGCACUGGAUCUCAAGGCGGUGGACAGGAGACUACUCCUUUGACUGCAAUAACUCAGCUGGUUCACCAUGGAAUGAUCUUUGUGCCCAUUGGUUAUACCUUUGGAGCUGGUAUGUUUGAGAUGGAGAAGGUGAAGGGAGGCAGCCCUUAUGGUGCAGGCACUUAUGCUGGGGAUGGUACCAGAGUCCCAUCUGAGCUUGAAUUGGAGCAAGCUUUUCAUCAGGGAAGAUAUUUUGCAGUAAUGGCAAAGAAGCUUAAGACAUCUGCUUGAUCUCUGAUGAACAUAAAUGUUCAAAAGGUCGACUUCAAAAUAUAAAACAUAUAUGUACAGUCUUUGUCUUUGUUUUCUGCAAUUUAUCUCUGGUUGUUAAUACUGCAAGGUUGUUUGAUUCUUGUGCCCAGCGAGAUAUUAUUUGUACCAUUAGAUCGAUGGAUCAUGUCCUGUGAAGUUUUUCUUCUAAUGGUAACCACCUAUCUCUUGUUUCCUUC